AUGGCUAUGGCCAACCCAGUACAUGUAAAGGGCGAUCCAGGUUCCCCAACAGAGCAGAAAAGUAACGGGGGGUCACCAAAACACCAAGCCCUUAGAAACGGAGAAAUCGGAGACUCUAGCAGAUCUGUCACAACUGAUCGGUAUGGGUUUCUUGGUGGCCAUCAGUACACAGAUCCUGAAAUGGAAAGGCGACUACCACAAGACAAACUGAGAAAGCGAGAAACAAAAUGGCUAGACAUGUUCAUCAACUGGGACAAAUGGAUGUCCAAGAGAUUUAAGAAGGUGAAAGAACGAUGCCGAAAAGGUGUGCCCCCAUCACUGAGAGCCAGGGCAUGGCAGCAUUUAUGUGGGAGCCAUUUUGUCUUAGAACAAAACAGGGGAGUAUUUGAGGAGUAUCUGAAGAUUUCGGGAGACCCUAAAUGUAUUGAUGAUAUUCGUAAGGAUCUGGACAGGCAGUUUCCUUUGCAUGAGAUGUUUUUAUCAAAAGGAGGUGUUGGGCAAGAAGCGUUGUUUCAAGUGCUGAAGGCGUACUCAAUCCAUCGGCCAGUGGAAGGUUACUGCCAGGCACAAGCACCUAUUGCAGCCCUUCUCCUCAUGCACAUGCCAGCCGAACAGGCAUUCUGGUGCCUUGUAGCUAUCUGUGACAAGUACCUGACUGGAUAUUACAGUCCUGGUCUUGAAGCCAUACAAUUAGACGGUGAUGUCCUGUUUGGCCUUGUGAAGAAAACGUCCCCUUCUAUAUAUAAACAUAUGAAAAAGCAACAUGUUGAGCCCAUUCUGUACAUGACCGAGUGGUUUAUGUGUGUCUACACCCGGACUCUACCCUGGACCGUUGUACUUAGAUUAUGGGAUCAGUUUCUGUGUGAAGGAGUAAAGGUUUUGUUCCGUACUGGGCUGGUGCUGUUGAAAGUUGCCCUGGAAGGACAGGACAAUCUGUCGCAGUGUCCCACAAUGUAUGAAACACUUGAGAGAUUGCGACUCAGGAAACUACCCCCAGAACUUCAAGAUGAGGACUUCUUGUUUAGAGAAUCACUUCACCUGGGAAUAAGUGAACGAGACAUGGAAAGAGAGCACAGGAAACAGAUUGAGAGGCGCAAGGCAGCUCGAGAAGCCAAGGAGAAGGAAAAUUCCUCAGGUAGCCAGAUCGGAUCAAUGAGACAUCAAGAGAGGCCCAAGAGAAGAUCAUAG
This is a messenger RNA of Candidula unifasciata, 1188 nucleotides long. The record is from the annotation of a GenBank genome assembly. Lineage: Eukaryota; Metazoa; Mollusca; Gastropoda; Stylommatophora; Geomitridae.